Molecule: messenger RNA, 1763 nt
Organism: Prunus dulcis (almond)
Lineage: Eukaryota; Viridiplantae; Streptophyta; Magnoliopsida; Rosales; Rosaceae
Product: bZIP transcription factor 46-like
Exons: 5
Coding region: 164-1417 (417 amino acids)
Biological process (GO): positive regulation of DNA-templated transcription
Cellular component (GO): nucleus
Molecular function (GO): DNA-binding transcription factor activity
Source: RefSeq, a predicted model, not a curated record
CUUCCCCACUCCUCGUUGUCUUAAAAGGCAAAGGAGGGCAAAGGGACAACAGACACUUGGCGCAUCCACCAGAGCCCUAAGAAGCAGGAGGAACCGCAGCCACCAGACCACCACCAACAUUUUUUUUCAAAAUUCCCCGAUAUAGAAAGAAGAUUUUACAAAAAUGGGUACCAACAUGAACUUCAAGGGAUUUGGGAACGACCCACCAGGAAUCAACCCAUUAGCGAGGCAGUCUUCGAUCUAUUCGCUGACGUUUGAGGAGUUGCAGAACACCAUUGGAGGCUCAGGCAAGGACUUUGGGUCCAUGAACAUGGACGAGCUCUUGAAGAGCAUAUGGACGGCUGAAGAGACUCAGAUUAUGGCUCCAUCUGGUGGUGGAGCUGGUGGUCAGAAUGGGCUUGGCCUCGGUGGCGGGUCUCUGCAGCGACAGGGCUCGCUGACCCUGCCCAGAACGCUGAGCCAGAAAACUGUUGAUGAGGUCUGGAAGAACAUCUCAAAAGAAGGGACUGGUCCUGGUGCGUCUAAUAUGCCUCAGAGGCAACAGACCUUGGGAGAGAUGACUUUGGAGGAGUUUCUGGUCAAAGCUGGGGUUGUUAGAGAAGAGGCUCAAUUAGCUCCAAAGCCAGCUAAUAAUGGUGCUGGGUUUUUUGGUGACUUAUCUCGUUUUGGUAAUACUGGCGGUAAUUUGGACUUUGAGUUUCAGCAAACGAAUCGUGGUGUCGGGGUUAUGGGGAAUAGAGAGACCAAUAGUCAAGUUCCUAAUCAGGCCUCCAAUUUGCCAUUGAAUGCUAAUGGGGUUAGAUCAAAUCAGCAACAACAACAGUUACCACAGCAGCAGCAAAUAUUUCCCAAGCAGCAACCUGUCACUUACAACACUUCUCCAUUGCCUAUGGGACCAAAUGCUCAACUGGGUAGUCCUGGAAUGAGGGGUGGGAUUAUGGGAAUUGGUGAUCAGGGUCUGAAUGGUACUCUGGUUCAGAGUUCAGGGAUGGGAAUGGUUGGGUUAGGAGCUGCAGGGGCUGUUCGAGUGGCGACGGGGUCGCCUGCGAACCAGUUGUCAUCUGAUGGAAUUGGGAAGAGUAAUGGUACUGAUACGUCAUCUGUGUCACCGGUGCCUUAUGUGUUUAAUGGUGGCUUUAGGGGGAGGAAAGGCGGUGGCCCCGUGGAGAAGGUUGUGGAGAGAAGACAGAGGAGAAUGAUUAAAAACAGAGAAUCAGCUGCCAGGUCCCGAGCUCGCAAGCAGGCUUACACAAUGGAGUUGGAAGCCGAAGUUGCAAAACUAAAGGAGGAGAACCAAGAGUUGCAGAAAAAACAGGCUGAAAUGAUGGAAAUGCAGAAGAAUCAGGAUAUGGAGAUUAUAAAUCUUCAACGAGGUAAGAAGCGAUGCUUGAGAAGAACGCAGACCGGUCCAUGGUAAAGUGCAGAGGAGGGAAGAGGAUUCUGAUUAGAUGGGCUGUACAUAUUUCAGGAGCAUGUCUCUGCUGUAGAUUUGAGAGGUUUAGUGUGCUGUAGGAUGAACUUGCAUCUAUAUUUUUCUUCAUAUGCUUUCUCCUUUGAAUAUUAUGAGUAGAGUAGGUAGGGAGGGGAAGCAAAAUAUGGUCAGUUAGGAGAUAUCCUUUGGUCCAUAUUUCAGAGCAUGUUUAGUUUCCAACAUUAGUCAAACAAAUAUUUUAACAGCAUAUCUUGUGUGGUAACUCAAACCAUUUGUGGUAUUUUUGGUUUGUUAUCUUUUUAUAUAUAUUAAAUGUUAUUGUUUUAAUUUU